Messenger RNA from Lobosporangium transversale, 336 nucleotides. RefSeq lists its product as hypothetical. The transcript has a single exon. NCBI's taxonomy places the organism in Eukaryota, Fungi, Mortierellomycota, Mortierellomycetes, Mortierellales, Mortierellaceae. Bases 21 to 314 code for a protein of 97 amino acids. The record is from RefSeq and is a predicted model, not a curated record.
CACGCAAAAAAAACUUCAAUAUGUCCAACAUGUCUGACCGUCUCUCCAACGCCGCCAACUCCACUAUUGGAGGUGCCAAGCAAGCUAUUGGCGAGACCAUUGGCAACCCAAACCUUGCUGCCUCAGGAGCUGCCCAGAAGACCCAGGCCGAUACUGCCCAAGCUGCUGCACAAGCUAAGACUCAUGCUGAAGGCCUCGGCGAUCAAAUUAAGGGCCGUGCCCAGCAAGUUGUCGGAUCCGCUACUGGUGAUCGCGAGCUCCAGACAAAAGGCCAUGCCAACGAAUUCGAGGGCGAUAUUGAGCGCAUUGUCUAAAGAGGAGAACGUAACUUCAGCA